Cetraspora pellucida is the source of this 13809-nucleotide messenger RNA. Lineage: Eukaryota; Fungi; Glomeromycota; Glomeromycetes; Diversisporales; Gigasporaceae. The record is from the annotation of a GenBank genome assembly.
AUGUCAGGUACAAUUCACGAAAGGGAUGAUAGUGAUUAUGAUGAAUUACACAAAUCGGAAUUAGAAUAUGAUGCUUUACAAUUUAAUAACAAUAUUAAUCGAAAUAGUCAAAAUAUUUAUAAUUCCAAUACAUUAUCACUUCAAAUUCCAUCGAGAACUUCCUCAUCUAAAACAAACAUACUUAAAAAGUUAGGACUUUUGAAAUUUUUCGAAGUCGAUGAUUCAUCAACUACUACUUCGUUUUUAGAAGAUGGUUACGUUAGAGUAGUUUUCCACGUCCAUCUUCCUCCAAAACUUGAGAAUAUCUCUCGUGAUUUCCCCUUAAUAGAUAAAGCAAUUCCUUGCGUAAUUGGUAGUAUUGAUGAACUUGGUAAUUGGGAAAAUGAGGUAGUUCCACUUAAACAACCUUAUUUUAAACCGCUUAGAGGAUUUUAUGGGGAAAAGAAUAGUACUUAUUGGGUGUCUGAACCCGUGAUGAUUCCAAUAAGCAAGUUUGAAGAAGGUGAGGUUAGGUAUAAAUACGCUGUACAAAUUAUUGAAAAAAUAGAUAAAAAAAGUAUUAAAGCUGAAGAAAAGAAGAUUAAAGAAGCUGAGAAAAAUGCUGAAAGGGAUAGAAAAGAAGCAAAUAAGAAAAAUGAUAUUAUUCAAGAUGAUGAAAAUAAUAGGGAAAAAUUAAAAGGAAAUGAAAAACCAGACAAAAAAAUAAAGGAAGAACCUAAAGUUAUUUGGUUUCAUGAAAUUAUUUAUGAUUCUCAGGAUUAUCGUAUAUUAAAUGUAAAAGGUGAUCAAAUUAACCAGUUUGAUAUAGUGAACAAAAUAAACCUUUAUAAUCGUUCGUAUCAUAAACGUAUUCAUGAUUACGAAUUCUUUAAAAUAAUCUGGAAAUCACUUACACCUGAGAAUGCUAAAAUAAAGCUCAAGGAAUAUCUAGACACUUUGGAACGUUUUCCAGAUGAAACUUUAUCUGCGAUUGAUGUAACCUUUAUCGAGGAUUUACUUAAAAGUACAAGCGACAAAGAAAAACGUUUAUUUUUAAGUAUUGUACUAGGUUAUUACAUUAUUACGCGUUCUAACACAUUCGGAAAUUAUAACUUGCUCGGCAAAAAAUUUCCGUCUCAAGCUGUGUUUGAAUGUAUUGAAAAAUUUCUACCGGAAAAUUGGUUACCUAAUACUACUGAAAUACUUUUAACAACUCUUCGAGCUUCGAUUGUACGUGACGUACAAUAUGAUGACUUUUUUUGGGUGAAAGCUAUGUUCACGUUUGCGCAUUCACUAGAUCCGGAUUAUAACUUUUUGGACUGUAUUUAUAAUCAAAAAUUUAACGAAAAAUAUUCUGAAUUACUCGUUACCUAUUAUUUUCCAAGAUAUGUUACUCCUAAUAUUAACAAGAUUGAAUAUGAUGAAACAUAUUGUAAAAUCGCCAAAUGGAUGAUAAAGAUAUGCUGUAAUAUGGAUCAAUUAUUAAAAGUAUGGAGUUCCUCAAUAGAACAUACGAAUGCCAGAGAUAUAUUGCUGAGAAAAACAUUCCUUGAGCGUGUACAACACCACAUCUCAUCUGUCCCUGCUGAAUUACUACAAAAAUAUUUUGCUUCAAUUUCCGAUGAUUUCAAGGUAGAUGUAGCUGUUCCUUUUCGAAGAGCUACUUUUGCUUUAUUAGAUCGUACUUAUGUUCAUAAAUGGACAAUAUUAAACGUGGAUGCUAUAUAUUCUUUAUUACAAAAUGAUUUGCUUGAAUGGACUAAAGAAGAUCAUCUUCGUGCUCUCGAAAUUAUUUCACACUCAAAAAGCAAAUUAUUAUUAAAUAAAUUUCCUAAUCUACUUAAAUUCUGGUUUAAUAAAUAUAAUAAAAUUAUUAAUUUAUCAGAAUCAGAUGAAAUUCCUAAUAUUUGCGAACAUUGGUAUUAUAGUAUGUUAUCUCAUCUUGAUUUCGCUACCGGUGAUUGGAAAUACGUUCACGAUGUAUUUGAAAAUUUAUCAUAUAUAUUUAAUACCAUAAAGAAUCAUCCAAAUAUAUUGGAUAAAUUGAUUAAAAUUGCUAUUGAUCGAUGUAAUCAAUGUAGUGAUACUAGGAUCUUUAAAGCUACAAAGCAUAUUCACAAAUUUCAUAAAAUUGAUCAAGAUCUUGUUACUCCAUUUGCUCAAAUGGUGAAAGGAAAAAUUAUUCUUAAAGAUAUUGAUGAUUCGUUGUUGCAAAAGAUGCAACAAAUUUGUGCAUGUAAACCCGAUGUUUUGGAUGUUCCCAAUUCGUUAUGUGAGGAAAUAUUAUUAUAUAUAGUAGAACAAUUGAAAACUUUACAUCCCUUAUCUGACAAAUCAGAUUCUGAAAUUUCUUCUACCUCAAUAAUUCUUCUUCGUCAUUCCAAAUUUUGGAAUUUAAUAUUAAAUCCAACUGGUCAAGUUACAAGAUUGAAAUCACAUUCUUAUAUUAAUCAAGUUCAAAAUAUUAUUCGUAAUUUCGAAAAUAUCUUGACACAAGAAUCUAUCACUUUCUUAUUCUUACAAAGAUUACUUCUUAAUCAAGAUGAUAUGUUGAUUCGAUUUUUUAAUUCCGAAAAAAUUAAUAAAUCAACUAUUAAUAAAUUAAGAGAUCAAUGUCAAAGUUAUUUGAAUAAAAAAGAUAGAUUACAUACUUUUUAUACAAGAUUUUGUUCUCAAGAUAAAGUUAAAGAUUUAAAUUUUUUUCUUGAUGAUAUAAAUGAAAGAUCAACAAAAUUAGAUAAUUUAACUCUUAAAGAAACUCAAUCACCAAAUCAUUGGAACAAACAUGAAAUCUCUGAAGAAGCUGCAAAUAUGGUAUAUGAAUUAAUUGAUUCACAAACAUUUAAAAAUAUUUUUGAAAAUGUAAUGAAAAAUGAAGAAGGUGGAAAUGUUUCAAUGGAAAAAUUGGUUAAAACUAUUAUACCAUUAGUAAUUCAAGAAUAUAAAAGAUUUGCUCGACAAUAUAAAACUGGAAAUUGGGAAACUCUUAAAUGUUCAAAUCAAAUUGUACUUUGGCAAAGAGUUAAUAAGGGGAAUAUUAGAAAUGAACUUGAUUAUUUAAAAAUAAAAAAAACGGAUCGAUUAGUACAAACAAUGAUACAUAUGACUCAAUUUCCUAUAUAUAUUGAAAGACUUCAACAAUUAAAUCAAGUUAUGUUAAUAUUCAAGGUUUUAUAUACUAAAGGUGGUUGGCUUAGUACUAUGCUAAUGAUUCUUGAAAAUGAAUAUUUAUGGCUUGGCGCUCUUAAUGAUUUUUUCUCUUAUUAUAAUAAACAUUUAUCAUAUCUUAAAGAUAAUUGUUGGGAAUUAAUUAAAGCAUUAUCAUUAUCUCAUGAUUUUGUUAAAUGGCUUCGAUCUAUAGCUGAACAUAAUAUAAGAAAUUUGAUUAAUAGUGUAGAUGACCAAUCAGAUGAACGACUUAUUCAGGAAGAAACAAUGUCAUCAUUGAUUCAAGUACAUCAAGUUUUAGUACCAUUAAUUAAAAGUGAUGAAAUCCUAACUAUUAAAAAACUCUUGAGAAAAUUGGUAUUAAUUGUGGAUACAAAUCCAAAAUUGGGUCAAAAAAUCGAAUUAUGUCAUUGUAAUAGAAAUGCAUUGGAAAAUUUGGUAAAGAAUGUUGAUAAUAAAACUGAAAUUACUCAAGAAAGAAUUAGUAACUCUGUUAAAAAAGGUGUUUUUACUUUUCAACGACUUGAAAAUGAUGAUAAAUGUACUGCUACUUUAUCUUAUGCAACACGAGUAAUCUCAGAAACUUUAGAUAAGCAAAUGACAAAGUUCACAUUAAAUGAUCUACUCGAUUUACGAGGACGUGCCCUUUUGAUUUCAAAACCUGGAAUCACUUUGGAUGUGGAGAUUCUCGGUGAGGAAGGAUUACGACAUGAUUUGGCUAAAAAGACAAUGAUUGAAUUUGUUGAUCAAGUUGAUUUGGCUCAAGAGAUCUGUAGAUUGGCUUCGGAAUUGAUCCAAAUGGGUCAUUUUAAAUAUAGGAGAUUUAAUAAAAAUGUUAAAGGAAUCGAUGAAAUGGAAUAUUUACUUGAUGAAUUAAGAGUGGCUUUAGAUGAAUGGAAAAAAAUUGUGAACAAAGCACAAGAAAAAUAUUAUUACCUGACUUUCUUUCCAGCUAGACAAAUUUUGGUAUUCUACGAUUAUUUCAGCCAAAGUGCUAAAGAUAAAAUAGAAAAUAUUGAAGAAUGUAAAGCUCUUAUAACCUUUGUAAAUAACAAUGUCGAAUUACCACCAUCAGAUGUAGUAUUAAAUAAUAUACUUAAUUAUAACACGCCUAAUGAUAACACAGAUGAUGAUAUAGAUCUUCCGAUGGAAGUAUUUGAUGAUAGUAUUAGUAAAACGAAUGAAUUAGUAAAUAAAGUUUUUGGACAAAGUUAUUAUAAAAAUCUAUGCGCAUUAGGAAAGAUAUUAGGAUAUUUAUUCAGGAAUAUUUAUAAUAAACCAAAGCGAGUAGCACAAAACAAAAUAGAAAGAGUAAAAUCUGAUUUCGUCUUUUCAGGAAAAUUAUUUGUGGCCGCAUGUAAUGAUAAAUUACUUGUUCCAAAUAUUAUAAUGUCAUUAUAUGUUAAUCAUGAAUCAUAUCCUCAACCAUGGCAAAUAUUAAUAUGUACUCCAUCAACUACUUUGGAAGAACUUUCAAUCUUUACUAAAAGAUGUUUCUUUGCAUCAAAAAAUGGAUAUGAUGAUUAUUUAUUUUGUAUUGCUAAUUUAGAAUUAGUCGAAUUUGAACUACAAUAUCAACUUGUUAACAUUAUUAGAUCAAUGAGUGAUAAAUUUGAUAAAUAUUUAUUGGCCCUCAUAUGUUGUCGAGAACCUGGGGUUCAUCAUCAUAUUUUGGAUCAAUUCUCACAGGAUGUUCAUACAACAAAUGGUCUUGAUAUGAAUUCCAUGAAAAUAAUAUAUCAAGAAUUAUGCCCUGAAGUUUUUUGUGUGACAUCGGAAUUUUCUGGUUUAGGAAAAACUGAAUGGAUUAAAAAUAAAAGUUAUGAAUUAAAGAAAUCUCCAAAUAGUUUUUUAAUUAAUGAUGAUGUUGAUUUUAGAACAUUAGUUAAACGAUUUAAAGAAUUUAAGAUUCAACCUUUUGAAAGUUUACAUUUAAAUAUAGUAUCAGCUAAUCAUCCUAGAGAUGUUAAUAUGUUUAUAUUUGAACUAUUAACUUUAAGAAUGGUUGUUAAUAGUAUUGAUAUAGCUCGUUUACUCAACACUACUAUUUUCAUAGAAAUUGCUUCAACUGCUGAUCAACGUUUUUUUAAUUCUAUACCUAUAGUUCAAUGCCUUGCAAUUACCAAUUUGAAAUGGGACAUUAGAAAUCUCAAAAUAUCAAAAGAAAUACAUAGUCCUAUUCAGAUAGUUUGUCAUUACUUAAAUGCUUAUGAAAGAACUAUUGAUACUAAGGAUCUCUUAUUUCAAACAACCGGGUCUGAUGUUACAAAACCUAUGUCUGAUGAGGCAUGUCAAGACCUGAUUAAUAAAUAUUUAUUUGAUAAUGGCACUAGUAAACAAGAUGUUACAUCAUUCAGAUUUAUUGAAAUAUUCAUUAAUGUCUUUGCUGAUCAAUUGAUUCGUUUUUCUUCGAGUCAAUUUUUCCAAGUUGAAAAUUUAAAAGUCAUAACUAAAGAAAAAGAAAUUCGAAAAACUUUACUUCGAACAUUUUUAGAUGUAUCUAAAGAUUUUGCAACAUUAUCAUUUAAAACUAAAACUGCUCAAUUGGAAUCAAUAACUCCAUCAAAUAAUGAUAAAUUAGCAACCAUAGUUAAUUGGGAUGAUUCAAAUCAUCUUUUGGUAUUUUUCUUAUCCCAAACACCAGAUUCUAUUUGUGCUUUAUAUCGUGAUGAGAAACGAAUUCCUGAAAAUGUUAAAAGAUUAUUAAAAAGUCAACAUACUGAUAAAGAUAAGAAAUUUCAAUUGGAAAAUUAUAAUACUAUGGAUACAACACAAUUAUUGGAAAAGUUGGAACGUUUGGCAAGAAAAACUAUGCAUAAAAUUAAGUAUCCUCGUUAUGCAUUAUCAGUGGAUAAUUUAAUAAAGAUGGCUUUAAUUUUGUUAAGAGCUCGUGCUGACAUUCCGGUGAUAGUUUGUGGUGAAGCAGGAUGUGGAAAGACAAGUUUAAUUGGCUUUUUAUCACAAGUAGUUGAAGUAAAGUUCAAGUCAUUAAAUUUACAUGCCGGUGUGACCGAAGAAAAUAUCUUAUCUUUUAUGGCAGAAGCUCAAAAAAUUGCAGAUAUUUCUGAACUAUGGUUAUUCUUUGAUGAAAUAAAUACUUGCAACCAUAUAGGUCUUCUUGCAGAUUUAAUAGCUCAUAGGAUGCUAAAUGGUCGUCAAAUACAUCCUAAUAUUAGAUUAUUUGCAGCAUGUAAUCCGUAUCGUAUACGUACAAAGGAUCAAAGUAAUGUUGGAUUGUCUACCAAGGCCAAAAAAAAGGAAAUUAGAUAUGAAGAACGUAGUAAUUUAGUAUAUCAAGUUAAACCAUUACCCGAUCAAAUUCUUGAUUAUGUUUGGGAUUAUGGAAUUCUCCAAGAAAAAGAAGAGGAAAGUUAUAUUCAAACCAUGGUUACUGAAGCAUUAACAAAAGAAUAUUCAAACGUAGAUACGUUUGCAAAAUUAAUAUUCAGAUCUCAAAUAUUUAUUCGUAAAGAAGAAGAACCUUACAGUGUUAGUCUUCGGGACGUGAAACGAGCAAUUACCCUAGUAAAAUUCUUUAAGGACAGUUUUACAAAAAGACCACAACAAAAUGAGACAAAGUAUCCUCCAAAUGAUGGAAUCGGCAUUUCACUUAGAUGUUAUGUAUUAGCAUUAGGUCUUUGUUAUCAAUGUAGAUUAUAUGAUCAAAUAACAAGAAAAGAAUAUCGUGAAGAAAUGGCAAAAAUUAUUAGUGAAGACAUAAGUAAAAGUACAAGAAAAUUUAAAUUUAACGAAGAAGAUUUUAGUAAGAUUAUUAGACAAGAGCAAGAAGAUUAUAUUAAUAGAAUGACUUGCCCUCCCAAUACUGCAAAAAAUGAAGCACUCUUGGAAAAUGUUUUGGUUAUGAUUGUUUGUAUUCUCACCAAAAUUCCCGUAUUCAUCAUUGGAGCUCCUGGGUCAUCGAAAUCAUUGGCAGUUAGGCUUGUAAGUCAGAAUCUGAAAGGAUUUGAUUCUGAAGAUGAUUAUUUCCGAAAAUUACCACAGGUCUAUCUUAUUCCACAUCAAGGCUCUUCAUCAUCAACGUCAGAUGGUAUAUUAAAAGUAUUCGAAAAGGCUAACAAUUAUCAAAAAACAACUUCUAAAGAAUUUCCUGUGAUAAGUGUUGUAUUGCUAGAUGAAGUUGGUUUGGCUGAAACAAGCCCAUUCAAUCCAUUAAAAGUCCUUCAUUAUUUACUCGAACCACCUUAUGGAUCCGAUAGUCAAACUGUUUCAGUGAUCGGGAUAUCUAAUUGGAGGUUGGAUAACAGUAAAAGUAGCAGAGCUUUGUUGGUUCAAAGGCCCAAAUUCGGUCGUAACGAUUUAGUUGAUACAGCAGUUCGUUUACUAAGUCCCAAGAUUGAAACUAAUGAAACAAAUGAAAUUAAAUCCAAUAUAUCGAAAGUCUCUCUGGAACCACUUGCCGAUGCAUACUCAAUCUAUGAACAAACUGGUCAACAAUUCGCAAAUUUCCAUGGCUUGCGUGAUUAUUAUGCCCUUGUAAAAUCCCUUUCAAAAGCUGAUCUUACACCAAAAAAUAUCCAAAAAGCUCUGACUCGCAAUUUUGGUGGUACCGAUAAAACUCAAGAGUUAUGUGAAAAAUAUUUUGCACAAGUACUAAGGAAUUUUAACCAACAACGUGAAUGGGAAUACAUACCAUUACCAAUAGAAGAUUUAAUAAAUGCAAAUCUUGAUGAUAAGGAUGCAAGACACUUGAUGGUUAUCGGUAAAAGUGAUUCUAUAGUGAAUUGGUUAAUAUAUAAAUUGAGGAAUAGAAAUUUGGAUCCAAUUGUUAUUAUGGGAUCUCAAUUUCCUGAUGAUCAGGAUGAUUAUGCCUAUAGUGUAUUAAGUAGAAUCAUGAUGUGUGUUGAAACUGGAAGACCAUUGAUUCUUACCGAUUUGGAAAUUAUUUAUGGAAGUCUUUAUGAUCUAUGGAAUCAGAAUUAUAUCGUUGCAGGUAGUGCGGAUAAUCCAAAAUAUUAUACCAGAGUGGCUCUUGCUGAUCCACCACUUUUAAAUCGAUUCGAAAAGCAAAAGAUGACAAUCAAAGAUACUUUGACCACAACUGAAUUCCAAAUAGUUGAGCAACUACUAACAUGGGUAGAUCAAAUGUCAAAAAUUUUUGGAACACAAGAUAAUCAAUCAAAAUUAAACGAAGAUUUUAAACAAAAAGAUUUGUUUAUUGGAUUCGAUCCUGAUGAAACUGUUCAAAGUUUGGUCAUUGAUACCAAGAAAAAUCAUCCAAAUAGUGAUGAUCGAGAUAUCUUGAUGAAAUGUAAAGAAAAGUUGGUAGCUAUUGCUUCAAGUGAUGGUAUUAUCAGAGCUGAAAAAUCAGAGUUAGAUGAUGAUGAGAAAAGAUAUUGGAAAAAAGUCUAUUUCGAACAUCAACAUCAUGAUAGUAUUGUUGACUAUAUUCAAGAUGCAUUGAACCAAUCUAAUAGUUCAUGUGGACUUCAAAUUAUCAUUAACACAUUUUCCAACAUAAAUACUGAUAUUAAAGCAUGUUUAGAUGGAAUUGUCAAUUGUCAAGUUGAUAAAUUAUCUACCUUUAAAACUGAAUCUCAACUUCAAAAUAGGAUAAAAGAUUUCUGGUUAGAGUCUACUGAUGAAAUGCUUAUUCUUCAAUGCGAUAUUACAGUUGUAAAUGCUGGAUGUAUUAAAUUGGCAAAAUUCUUAAUCGAACAAUUUAAAAAUGAAUAUUUGAUGAAACGAGAAAAAAGACCUGAACUUGCUUGGAAGACUAAGCAUGCAUGUAUUAUUAUGCAUAUUCAUAGAGAACAAGAAAAUUCUUCUGCAUCAUUCAAUUUUAUGUGCGGAUGGGAUCAAGUCACUAUUGAAACUCUUGCGAAACAAGAAAAAUCACUUUCGGAAUUUAUGGAUAAAAGUAUUGAAGAAGUCAUAAAUACUACUUAUUUGUUUGAAAGUAUUUUGAAUCAAGAAUUGUUAUGGUGCUUAUUGUGCAUGAAAUAUCCUUCAAGUAUGAGAUCUAUUGAACAUAUCAAAAUUUUGAGUGCAAAUAUACAUAAGCAUCCAAAAUUGGUAGAAUGUAUGAAAUCAUACACGCGGUCAUGGUUACAAGAAAAAGCUUCAACAAAUUGGCAAUAUAAUGUGGCAUCUAACAAAAAACUGUUAUAUAUUUAUCCAUCUUUAUCUGUGGCAUUAAUAACACAUAUCAGAGGACUUGUUAGGAUACCAAUAGCAAAAAUUCUGUGCGCACUUGAACAACAUGCAGCAAUCAGAACCUUUUUUGACAUUGAUGCUUUAGACGAUGACAAAUUUCUUCUUGAUUUUUGGUUUAGCAUGUUCAAUAAUAAACAAAUCAUAGAUCUUGAAAAAAUUCCAGAACCAUCACCAGAUUUUUAUAGCAUGCCACCAGGAAUUUACAAUUUGAAAUUUCCCUUUUCAUAUUAUUUUAUGAAACAGAUUGACAAUUUCAAGCCACUCUAUCAUGAGGAAAUUAAUAUAUUAUCGCAAGAUCCUCAAAAAGUCGAUUCAAUAACUGGUGAACUUGAUGAGGAUGCACACGAAGAUUAUCUUAAAGAAUUAACUGAGAAAAUACUCUCAAUUAAUCUACUAUUAGAGACAGCACCUAUAAAUAGAGUACCAGAAUCUUAUUUCAAAGAUUUUGUUUCAGUUAUUGCUUAUAGUGAACCUGGUAACGAAGAUCCUGAACAACUAGAAUUAAUAUUUAAACGAAGGCUUGGAGAAAUAAAAGUGUUGAACCCUGUCGCAUUGCAUGCGUAUUGGUGGUCACAUGGAACUUCUAUCAUAGCAGAAUCACAAAUAAUUAAAAUCUGUCCGCAACUAAAAGAUAUUACAGAUAGUGAUAUUAGCGAUAUAUCAGAAAUUAUCAAAAGUGCUGUGGAAAUAAUGUUGGAUAGAAUUAAAAGUGGAGAAGAAGCCGAAAGAUGGAAACACGAUGCCAAUAAAAUUAUUACGCUUGGUAAAAAGAUAUCCACUGAUUCAAUAUCUCUUCAGACAUUAAAAUUUUAUAAUGAUUUGCUUAGCAUUGGCUCGAUUCGAAAGAAAAACAUUUUACAAAUUAUUUCCCUUGGACAAAAUUCUAACCAAAUAAUCAGCAUUGAAAUGUUAGAAGCAGUUUUUGAAAUUUUAAACAAUACUCAAAACACCGAAAGAAAUGUAUCUAAACGAACCAUAAUAUUAAGUUUUCUUGAUAUAAUUCCAGUAGAAUCUGAUGUAAGGAUUCAACUUUAUAAACAAUUGUUUUCAGGCGAACCAUUGCAAUUAAUGAGCGUAAUCAUUAAAAGAAUCUUUGCAAUCGAAGAAGAGCAUCACAAAGAGGUGUUUUUCAAACUUAUUCAAAAUGAAACAAAUAUUUUACAAAUAUCUCAAAGAUUAUAUGUUAUAGAUAAAUCUAUAAAAGAUCUCACUUCUGACGUGGCAACUUUAUGCUGUGAUAUUAUCCAACAUGAAUAUUUUCAUAAAACCAAUUUAACUACAUUAGCACCAUACCUUCAAUCAGCUUUAGAAGUAAUAUGUAAUGAAGUACAAUCAUUAAAACAAAUUGUAGCAAUAGCAUUUUUAAAAGAAUUUGUUGGGAUGUUUUGGGAUUUAGUUUUUCAAGAUAAAGAUCGAUCCAUUAAGCAUCAUCUCAUGAGAAUCGAACAACAUGAACUUUUAAACAAUAUUGUUGGUUUCAUGGAUAUGUCACAACCAUUGAUUCAUUCACUAAAAAUAUAUUUUCUUCGAGAUUUGAGACAGCGUGGCCUAUCAUUCGAUGAUGUGAAAAGAUUUUGUAAAGGAAGAUCUAACGAAUUAUCCUGGUGUAAUCAUUUCUCAUGGGAAACAAAUGAUUCAUCUCGGUUACCGUUCAAUCCAUACUGGCAUCUAUCUAAAAACAUUGAAGCCGAAAGUGCAUACACACGAUUGUAUCAAUCCUCAGACAAUUCUCAAAUGCAAAGAUUUAUCAGAACGAUUCAACAUGAUAAUGUGGAAUUAAGAUUGGUAUUACUUGGAAUCUUCAUGACAAAAUUUCAUGUUAUGCGGGCAUCACGAGAAUUUAAUCAAAUAGAACAACGAGCAGCAGACUUUAUGAUAAAAGAAGUUGACAAAAUUUAUUUACCAAUUGCUUAUAAACAAAUGAUUGAAGAAAUUAUGAACAAUAACCAUAAUUUAUAUAGUAUUGACACUAAUAUUACUAGCGGUGAACUGGUCAUGAAGUCAGUUCUUGUUCAUAUUGUGGGAUUACAUGCUUCCAUUUCUCAAAAUAUAUCGCCAUUAGCUGCUUAUUUGCAAGGUGCUCAAACAUGUCAAUCACAUUAUAUUAUUGCAUGUCAGUCCGAUUACGAAACUGUUUUGUUUAAUGCUGUUGCACAAGGUGGAGUAGUAAGGUAUAAAUGCGAUUGUGGAUUUAAAUAUGUAAUUGGUGAUUGUGGUAGAGCUUGGGUAAAAGCAAAAUGUCCAGAAUGCGGAAAUGAUAUAGGUGGGUCUAAGCACAUGUUGGCUGGAGGAAAUGUUCAACUUGAUAAAGAAAAGUCCACUGGUUUCAAAACUCAGGAUCAAACAGGAUAUAUUGAAGAAGAGCCGAAUAAUCAGGCAAAUUUUUCAAUCCGAUCAAUGAUUCCAGCUUCAUAUCGAAUUCUGCAUCUGUUCGUUCACACUCUUAUCGCAGCUUCAGCUACAAAAGCAAGCACAACAUUAUUCAUACCAACUGAAAAAAAAUAUAGUGAUAUAAUUCAAUAUUGUAUGGAACAUAUUAGGUGUGAUUGGAAUAUUUUGAAACAAGUUCUUAAUGUUUCAGAUGAGAAUUUGGCUCUAUUGAUUCAUUCUAUAUUAAGUACUAUGGCCAAAGAACAAUUUCCUCAACAGAAAGCUGUACUUAAAACAUCAGUGGAAAGAGAAGAUUGGGAAAUAGGUUUUAGCGCGGCCUAUAUUUUACCAAAAAUUCAAAGUGUUACUAAAACUGCCGUUGACUUCAAAUCGGAAUUGAAUAAAGCAAUGGAAAUAGCAAAUGUCGCCAAAAAUGGAUUGGAAGAUGAUAUUGCACAAGAAUUAGAGAUGAGCCCACAGUAUAAUAAAGAUUACCUUCCUAGGUUGUGGAGAUUUACCGGAAAAGUUAGUUUUGAUGGAUUUAAUGCAUAUUAUUUAAAGAAUAUUUCGCAAAAUUCCAAAGACUUCCCAUUUUUAAAUAUUUAUUUCAAACACGAAAAGAAUUUAUCACAUUUAAACCAUUUUUAUCCAAUUAUCAAAUUUGUCAAAAUGUUACAUUCAAAACUAGCACACAAAUUAACUAGGGACAAGGCAAUAAAUUAUACCUUUUAUGAAUUCAUUAAACAUGAAUCAAAAAAUACAUUUAUAUCUUUACAAACAGCUUUUACUGAAUUUGAAAAAUCCUGGAACGCAGUUGCUGGAAACGUUCGUAGAUACCAGUGUCAUGACUUUGUGCCUCACAAAUUGACAAAGGAUGAUUCGGUUGUAUUCGGAUUAGUUGAAGCUAAAGAUUCUGGAAUUUAUUUGUGCGCAAUCAUAGAAUAUUUGGUCAAUAUACAAAAUCAAUUCUUAGAAGAUGUUAUUUCAAUUCCAGAUGAAAUAUGUUCAUCUCUUAAAUUCUUACAAAAAGCUGCACCCUGGGCAACUUCAAUUCAAGACAAAACAACUACCAUUUCCAAUCCUUAUCAUAUUCCUUCCAAGCAAAUCAAUUCUUUACAACAAUCUGAUAUAAUCAAUUAUGAAUGGGAUAACAAAUUACUUCGACAUAGUCAACAUAAUCUUGGAAUUAAGCAUGGUGAAGAAGUGAUAUAUGAUUUGCAGAAAAUAGAACAAGAACUUGCACAACUUUUAGUUUCAGAAAAAGUAUUCAUAGAAGGAAAUAGUGAAGAUCAAUUAUACAUGGAACAAUUUCCUUAUCAUAUGGAAUUGUUACAUGGUGGUUCAAGAAUUUUAAAUGAGAUCAAAGGAUUAAUAACACAAGAACCAAUCCCUACCGACAAAAUUUCAUUAAUUGGAGAUACGAAUCAAUUAAGAAAUCAAGAAUUACUUCAAUCAUUGGAAAUUCUUUUAUGCUUUAUUAAAAGGAUAUCGACUAAAAGUGGUGAAACACUUAUUAAAGAUUUUAUUGAUCAAUGGAUUCAGUUAUCAAAUUCGAUAGAACUAAAUAAUUUCCAGAAAAUUAUUACAAUCGAAUUAAGAUUGAAACACAUUGUAGCAUUAUAUGAACUUAUUGAAGAUCAAGUAGCAAAUAUUGGAAUCAGUUAUAUUAACGAUCAAUUUAAAGAACCACUUGAUGAAAUGAUGAAAAAAGAAAUUUGUGAUUCUUUAUUCAUCGAUCAGCAACAGGUUGUCACGGAUAAUCCUAAACAACAAACACAAAUUCCGGCCGAAGCAUUUGUCAUUGCACUAAAAAGAUAUAUGCAAAGAUUUUUGUGUGUAAAUACAAAUAUUAAAGCAAAUACUAAGUUGUAUUUCUAUCUAUGUGACAUGAGUUUAAAUUUGUGGCCUGAUGAAAUUAAAGAAACAUUAGUGGAAGAUAUGUUUCCACAAUCAUUAUUGGUUAAAAAUACAUAUGAUGCUUAUAACUUUGUUAGAGAACAGAUUCAGGACGCUGCCCAAACGCAACAGUCGCAAACAAAAGUGAUACCACUUCAAGACUUACCCGUGAAUAACUCUGCUAUACUUCCACCAAUUCGUGAUAAAGAAACUCCGCUAAAU